Zea mays is the source of this 697-nucleotide messenger RNA. Its product is annotated as enhancer of rudimentary homolog. The coding region runs from base 139 to 450 and encodes 103 amino acids. The record is from RefSeq and is marked provisional. NCBI's taxonomy places the organism in Eukaryota, Viridiplantae, Streptophyta, Magnoliopsida, Poales, Poaceae. The transcript has 4 exons.
CUUUCUCCCCGCGUGCUCUCUAUCUCUCCCCUCUUUCUCUCCCUCUGCCCGACGACUAGGCCGCCGCCGCCACGGCCCCGCCGCCGCCGCCGUGCCCAGGUCUUUGUCGGUCCUUGUCCGGCAACGAGCACCCUACAGAUGGCUGGGAGGCACACCAUUAUUCUGAUGCAGCCAUCUCAAAAUAGGGCUUCUAGAACAUUUAUGGAUUACAAUUCGAUUAAUCAUGCAUUGGAUGGAAUCUGUGGGCUUUAUGAAAGGAAAAUUAGGGAUAUCAACCCAAUGAUCCCAAACAUAACUUAUGACAUCAGCGACCUCUAUAACUUCAUUGAUGGCCUAGCCGACAUUAGUGCGCUGGUUUAUGAUCACUCGAUUCAGGCAUUCCUGCCAUAUGAUCGACAGUGGAUAAAGCAAAAGUUGUUUCAACACCUGAAGAAAUUGGCUCAGCGGUAGCACAACUGUUGUUUGUUCUUGAUGCCUUUUAUCCAACAAACAAGCAUGCGUGACAAUAGGUGUCCAAUCAGUGGUAUUGGGAGUUGUUUCUUGUAAACUUUGUAAUGUUACAUGACAGAUUUGCUCCCUUGUAUUCUGGAUGUUUGACUCGGAUUUCAUUGGUGGCUUGCUUGUGGUUGUGGUAUGCUAAACUUGUUUUGUUUCGCAGUGCUGGGAAUCAGAUAACCCUUUUGCCUGUUGUAAAAAA